CACUAGGCAAUCUCAUAACGAUCUCAUUUUGUUGCCAUAGUGAUGAGUAUGUUGCUUCUUCCCUUGCUUGUAGUGAGCUGGGAUUAUGAGUUGCAGAGAUCCUUCCCUUUCUGCAUUUCAGGACAUGUUGAAAUUGUGCAGUGCUAGCUUUCAUGUACUAGUUUUUCAUGAGGCUGUGAAGCCGUUGUUAGACUCAUGAAGAAUUUUUAGUCCUCAUGUUUGCAAUGAAUGCAUUUGCAAAUUUACAAACAUAUACGAGAAGAUGGUCUAAGGUCUUGCAUUAAUUAUUUUAUUUCAGGAGAAUUAGGAAACAAAAAGACCAAUGUGCAAAUGUGAGGAUCCUUCUUGACGGGGAAUGGCAAGUUUGAGGACGAUGGGGACUCCGGCUGGAUCCUGUAAAACUAGAAACCCAUCUUCAACAAACCCCAGUUCCACAGCAGAUUUGGCUAGUCUCUUUGAAUGUCCAGUCUGCUUUGACUAUGUUUUACCUCCAAUCCUUCAAUGUCAGAGUGGACAUCUUGUGUGCACCACAUGUCGCCCAAAACUUACUUGUUGCCCCACUUGUCGGGGUCAACUUGGAAACAUCCGGAAUCUGGCCAUGGAGAAAGUGGCAAGCACAGUGAUGUUUCCAUGCAAGUACACCACCUCUGGUUGCUCUGCUUCCCUCCUUCACACUGAAAAAGUAGAACACGAGGAGAGCUGUGAGUUCCGACCGUAUUCUUGCCCCUGCCCCGGUGCUUCCUGCAAAUGGCAAGGCUCCCUUGAACAAGUCAUGUCUCAUCUUCUUCAUGUUCACAAGUCAAUCACCACUCUCCAAGGGGAAGACAUAGUAUUUUUGGCUACUGACAUCAACCUCCCUGGUGCAGUGGACUGGGUUAUGAUGCAAUCUUGCUUUGGACACCAUUUCAUGCUGAUUUUAGAGAAACAAGAGAAGUAUGAUGGACAUCAACAGUUUUUUGCCAUUGUCCAACUAAUUGGUUCCAGGAAACAAGCUGAGAAUUUUGCAUACAGGUUAGAGCUGAAUGGACACAGGAGGCGGUUAACAUGGGAAGCGACUCCAAGAAGCAUCCACGAAGGUGUUGCUUCUGCCAUCAACAACUCAGACUGUCUUGUGUUUGAUACAUCAAUUGCUCAGCUGUUUGCCGACAAUGGAAACCUGGGGAUCAAUGUCACCAUCUCUAUGGUGUGAAUGGAGAAAAUUAGAAAAAUGACCCUGAGAGGGGCGUCCCACAUGUGUCGUGGGGAACGAUCCUCUAUAACUUGGCUGUGAUGUGCUUUCUCUCCCUCCUGAUAUGUUUCUAUUUCCCAUCUUCUUUCUGAUGAGGAAUUUCUUCCUGGGCCUGGAACCCUAUCAUAUGGAUAAGAAAAUUAAAACA
Darwinula stevensoni is the source of this 1376-nucleotide messenger RNA. The record is from the annotation of a GenBank genome assembly. Lineage: Eukaryota; Metazoa; Arthropoda; Ostracoda; Podocopida; Darwinulidae.